CCACACUGCUGGAUAUACAUGAUCACCGUUGUAAACAGUCGUCGGGAGACAGCCGGUUGGAUCGCGAUUGAUAUAUAAAUCCUGGCAACGGGACACAUCCUCAGUGACUAUAGCCCGAUCGACUAGUUCGCGACCUGGAUCGUUGUUACCGUGCAUGACCGGUCGUUCCUCGUGCUUGGGAUUGCUCUGUCGGACAUGGAAACCAAGAUGGAGCCGCUGACACCGCCGCACACGCCGCCCACGUUGGACAGAUCGAUGCACCAGCAGCAACAGCUGCAGAUCACGUCGCCCAGGUGGAUCAGGUCGCAGCAACUGGCCGGGAGAUUCGCGCAGCAACAGCCCGGACAGGGACAGAACGUCGGUUACCACCAGGCUGCGUUUCUGGAUAAUUGGCUGAGAGGCGCUGCCCUGCUCGCUGUCAGGGGUUGUUGCCCUCAGACGACCACUCCGCAUCCUUAUCACCACCAAGGUCAUCAGGGCGUGCAUCCCGCGCUUCCGGUACCGCCUCCCGCCUCGUUCCUAGCUAGGAGACUGCCUGGUCAGAGACCCAAGAAGCAGUUCAUAUGCAAGUUCUGCAACAGGCAGUUCACCAAGAGCUACAAUCUGCUGAUUCACGAGAGAACGCACACCGACGAGAGGCCCUACUCCUGCGACAUCUGCGGCAAAGCGUUUCGCAGGCAGGACCAUCUGCGUGAUCAUCGGUAUAUCCACAGCAAGGAGAAACCGUUCAAAUGCAGCGAAUGCGGGAAAGGAUUUUGUCAAAGCAGAACUCUUGCUGUGCACAAGAUCCUUCACAUGGAGGAGUCGCCUCACAAGUGUCCGGUUUGUGCCAGGAGCUUCAACCAGAGGAGUAACCUGAAGACUCAUCUUCUCACGCACACAGACGUGCCACAGGACCUGAGAAUCGAGGCACCAGUCACACCUGAGUCCAAGAUCAACGCUUCCGCGACUGUCAGGCAGAUGGCGGAGAGGGUGAGUGGCCUGAUCCCGAUCCAGAGGACCAGCACCACCACCCCUAAGCUCGGUUUCAGUAUAGAGGACAUCAUGAGGCGUUAAACCGACCCUUUCUCCAUUUUUCUCAUAGU
This is a messenger RNA of Eufriesea mexicana, 1085 nucleotides long. It is a transcript of the gene odd, whose product is annotated as odd skipped. Bases 196 to 1056 code for a protein of 286 amino acids. The transcript is spliced from 2 exons. The record is from RefSeq and is a predicted model, not a curated record. Gene Ontology annotation, cellular component: nucleus. Gene Ontology annotation, molecular function: DNA-binding transcription factor activity, RNA polymerase II-specific; RNA polymerase II transcription regulatory region sequence-specific DNA binding. Gene Ontology annotation, biological process: regulation of transcription by RNA polymerase II; embryonic hindgut morphogenesis; embryonic pattern specification. Lineage: Eukaryota; Metazoa; Arthropoda; Insecta; Hymenoptera; Apidae.